AUGUCCAGCUCGAAGAUUACCGCAACGACUGCCGAUAUCCUAAAAGCCAGUGGGGCAGAAGUACCAUGGGUUGAGAAGUAUCGGCCGAUCAUCUUGGAUGAUAUCACUGGGAACACGGACACGAUCGAACGCCUUAAAGUGAUUGCUCGGGAUGGGAAUUGUCCUCAUAUCAUCAUUUCUGGUGCACCUGGAAUAGGAAAGACGACUAGUAUACUUUGUUUGGCUCAUGCACUCCUCGGUGACGCGUACAAAGAGGGUGUCUUAGAACUCAACGCGUCUGAUGAAAGAGGAAUCGAUGUAGUGAGAAAUAAGAUUAAGACCUUCGCCAACACCAAGGUAACUCUUCCAGCCGGUCGACACAAGAUCAUCAUUUUAGAUGAGGCGGACUCGAUGACAGCCGGAGCUCAACAAGCACUCCGAAGAACGAUGGAGAUUUACUCGAACACGACCCGGUUUGCGCUUGCAUGCAACAACAGCAGUAAGAUCAUCGAGCCCAUCCAGAGUCGAUGUGCGAUCCUGAGAUACGGGAAACUGAAGGACCAGGAAGUGCUCAAACGAUUAGUCGAGAUCGCCAGUGCCGAAAAUGUGAAAUACGCAGAAGACGGCUUGGCGGCCUUGAUAUUCACCUCAGAAGGAGACAUGCGUCAGGCCAUCAAUAACCUACAAUCGACCGUCUCCGGUUUCGGAUUCGUCUCCGCCGAGUCCGUCUUCAAAGUCUGUGACCAACCCCAUCCAGUGGUCAUCCAAAAACUCUUGUCAUCCUGUGAAAAAGGCGACUUGAGUGAUGCCCUGGAUCAACUUGAGGUGCUGUGGGAACAGGGCUAUAGCGCAUUAGAUAUCAUCAGUACUUUGCUGAAAGUCGUCAAGGGCAUGGAUCGUAUGUCUGAAUUCUUAAAACUGGAAUUUAUAAAGGAAAUAGGCUUCACUCAUAUGCGCAUUCUCGAAGGUGUUAGCACACUUGUCCAAUUGGGAGGCUUGUUAUCUAGAUUAUGUAAACUCAAGAUAGAUCCUAAAAAAUUCACAAUUUGA
Messenger RNA from Puccinia triticina, 1029 nucleotides. RefSeq lists its product as uncharacterized. The record is from RefSeq and is a predicted model, not a curated record. Gene Ontology annotation, cellular component: Ctf18 RFC-like complex; Rad17 RFC-like complex; DNA replication factor C complex. Bases 1 to 1029 code for a protein of 342 amino acids. Gene Ontology annotation, biological process: DNA-templated DNA replication; DNA repair. The transcript has 7 exons. Lineage: Eukaryota; Fungi; Basidiomycota; Pucciniomycetes; Pucciniales; Pucciniaceae. Gene Ontology annotation, molecular function: DNA clamp loader activity; DNA binding; ATP hydrolysis activity.